Molecule: messenger RNA, 606 nt
Organism: Closterium sp. Yama58-4
Lineage: Eukaryota; Viridiplantae; Streptophyta; Zygnematophyceae; Desmidiales; Closteriaceae
Source: the annotation of a GenBank genome assembly
AUGGUUCUGUCGCGGCAGAUUUGUGUUUUAGCCAUUGCACUAGCUUUCCUGCUGGCGCCUGCUGCGGCGAGACCGCGGCGGCCCAGCAAGGGACAGCUGAUUGCGGAGGUGAAGAAAGCCCGAGACGCGCUCAAGAACCCUAAACUGAAUGGCCGAUAUCGCGCCAGCAGCGUGCUUCUUGAUCACCUCAUCCCCCAACUAGAGACCAACUGGAACCCAACGGACGCGUUCCUCGCAUCAGCCGACGGCAAAACCGUUCUGCUGCCCGAGGACAGUGCAAUCAAAUCCGCGGCGCCUAAUGCCAUCUACAACAUGGUAAAGCCAGACCUGAAGCGCCAAGAACUUCGCACCUACGCUUCGUGGAUUCGUUCGAAUAUUCUUGACGGGGUCUUACUAGAGGAGAAAGACAUUGCCGCUGCUAAGGUGUUACGGGAUGACAAUGGUCGCACGGUGGGUACGGCUGUCACUGUGGCACCCAACGGCUUUGGGGGUUGGGUGAGGAAGAUUCGCAUCGGAAAGGGCAAGGCGAAAAUCAAACAACCCAAGCUGUUUAGGGGGAGGUACUUCGUUAUCCAUGGUGUGGAUGGGGUGCAGAUGCCUCAGUAA